Molecule: messenger RNA, 1806 nt
Organism: Chenopodium quinoa (quinoa)
Lineage: Eukaryota; Viridiplantae; Streptophyta; Magnoliopsida; Caryophyllales; Amaranthaceae
Product: probable 2-oxoglutarate-dependent dioxygenase ANS
Exons: 4
Coding region: 198-1271 (357 amino acids)
Source: RefSeq, a predicted model, not a curated record
AAUCUUUCAAAUAAUUUAUUUUUUAAAAAAAAUAAUAAUAAAGAAAAAGGGGUUAAAAAACAAUUUUUGCUUCUGUUGAUGAUUCAUUAAUCAUCAGAAUAUUUUUGAGUUAAAGCUACAAAAACCACAGAAUUGAACAACUAGCAAAUUCAAUAUAUAUAAAUCUCCUUGUUUUCCAGUUGGAUUCACCAAGUAAAAUGGCUGCAUCAUCUGUCCCUCCCAUGAAGCUAGAAUUACCACCAAAAACGAUUCAAGAGAUGAUUAAAACUAUAGGCAAUCAAAUACCAGAAAGAUACAUUUACCAGCCUUCAGACAAAGUGCCUGAUAAUUCCGCGAUUGGAUACAUGGAUAGUCCCAUAAUCAAUCUCAACCUUCUUUCAUCUUCAUCAUUGCACCAACAUGAAGAAGAACUGCAAAAACUGCGAUCCACUCUGAGUUCCUGGGGUUGUUUUCAGCUUACAAAUCAUGGUUUGACAAGCUCAUUACUUAACCAAAUCCAAGAGGUUGAUAAGGAUUUCUUUGCUUUGCCACAAGAAGUGAAGCAGAAGUAUUCUAGAACUUUACAAUGGGUUGAGGGAUAUGGAAAUGAUACGGUUACUGAGGAUCAAAGUUAUAGCUGGAGUGAUAGACUGGUACUCAAAGUUUAUCCUAAUGAUCAGCGAAACUUCAAGCUUUGGCCUGAAGAAUUACCAAAUUUUAGGGAAACAUUAGAUGAAUACACCAAGGAAGUGAGGCGGGUGCUAGAAAUGAUCCUAAAGGCCAUCUCAAAAUCACUCAAUUUAGAAGAAGAUAGGUUCUACAGAGAGUGUGAAGCAGAGCAGAACAUAUAUAUGCUAGCAAGGUUCAACUAUUAUCCUCCAUGUUCAUCCUCAGAUCACGUUUUCGGCCUCAAACCACAUUCUGAUGCUUCAGCAGUUACCAUUCUCUUACAAGACAAAGAGGUUGAAGGUCUUCAAGUACAGAAAGAUAACCAGUGGUUUAAAGUUCCCAUUGUUCCUGAUACCCUUUUCAUCAAUAUUGGAGACCAACUAGAGAUAAUGAGUAAUGGUUUAUUGAAGAGUGCAGUGCACAAAGUAGUGAUUGAUAAGGAGAGAGAAAGAACAUCUGUGGCUAUUGCAUGUUUUCCGCAUACAGAAAAAGAGAUAGGGCCUUUAAGUGAUCUGAUAAACAAAGAGAGGCCACAGCUUUACAAGAAGGUCAAAAACUACGUAAAAACGUACCUCCAGUACUCUCCAACAGCGGAAAGAGCCAUCAAUGCAAUGAAAAUUUAAGCACUGCAGACUCUGGAACGGAGAUCAUGCGUGUCUUUCAGAAUUUGACAUUUCUUAUAGUCUUUACAUAGGAAUAACGCUGCAGAUAUUUGGAUAUAAGUAGUACUGAAUAAAUGAUGUACCCUAAGUUCCAAUUCUGUGCUGAAGUUCUUAUAAGUAGCUUCUACAAGUCAAUAUGCUCUUAUCUAAAGCUAUUGAUUAAUAUGUAUGGGCAGUCUUAUUGUCUUUUCUUUAUGUAAUUAUACACUCAGAAGGUGCAGAACUAGAAAUUCAAGGCAAGAUUAAAAGAACAAUAUAUUGGAAGAAAAGAAGAGGGUGCAACUUCAAGUUUUCAACUCCUUCACCUUCCCAAUUUCAAUAUGUUCAUCACACCCAAACAGCUGGUUUCUUAACAACCCGUGCAAAUGCCCAAACAACUAAUCUAACAUCUCCAACUGAUACAUAGCAUUCUGAUUGUACUUUUUUUUUUUUUUUUGAGGGAGCAUUCUGAUUGUACAUAAUAACAGAAUUAAGGCAAAAUUUCAUGCUAAUGAUC